AUGCAGCUAGAGUCGGACAACGACGACUGCGUUUGGGCAGGCUCUCUUGCUUUCCUUAAUUUCCAUCCAGAUUUCUCUUCCCCUGAAGCUAAUGUCGUGCUGGCAGCAAAGAAUGCCAAUGUGUAUUUCCGCGUCCAUGCCCAUACUCUCAAGACCGUGUCAGGCUUUUUCCGGACCAUGUAUAGUUUGCCGCAGUCAAAGGUCACCUUCGCAGAUAUAAUGUACCUAGACGAAGAUGCACAGAUUCUCGAACGGUUGUUUAGCAUGGCCUGUGGUCUACCGUUCAAAGAGAUAGAGUCGUACGAUAUGCUGGAAUCCUUGUUGUUUGCUGCCGAGAAAUAUGACAUGCCUGGGCCCAUGUCCCUUCUGCGAAUGUUCCUCCUCACACCUGCACUGGACAGCGACCCCAUUCGCCUGUAUUCCUCGGCCACUCGAUAUGGCUGGAAGAACGAAGGCUGUAUUUUAUCGCAUAGAACACUGUCACUGAAUAUCCACGACAAGAGACACCAAAGCUCCUUGCGUAAAUUGUCCACCGAUGCCCUCCUUGACCUAAUCACACUGCACAGGGAUCGACGCGAUGGAUUGAAGGAAUGUCUGGAUAGCCCUCCCUUCGUGUCAGGGGAACCCUCUAGGUGCAUCCAAUGCGAAACACCCAUCAACUACACAACUUGGAGAGAAUUGAAGCACCGGAUUGUUGCGGAGAUGGACCUACGUCCUCUUGGGGACACAAUACUGGAUACAGGGUUGUGCACAUGGCCUGAGGCAUCUGCUUGCUGGCGAGCAGCAUGUUCAAACGAAGGGUGUAAACGACUGUUGUAUGAUAGAUCGGAGACUAUACGGGUUAUUCGAGAGUGCAUCGACAAGCAGCCCAAAACCAUUGAUUAA
This is a messenger RNA of Psilocybe cubensis, 885 nucleotides long. RefSeq lists its product as uncharacterized. Gene Ontology annotation, molecular function: protein binding. Bases 1 to 885 code for a protein of 294 amino acids. The transcript has 3 exons. The record is from RefSeq and is a predicted model, not a curated record. Lineage: Eukaryota; Fungi; Basidiomycota; Agaricomycetes; Agaricales; Agrocybaceae.